CGACGUGGGCUCAGGAGUAGCGGUUGUAUAGGAAUUAGCAUGGCGCAGCGUAGGCAGCGGCGGGAUGGGCAAGCGGGAAUGAUGGAAGGAGCGUUGCUUGCGCGGUAUCUUCGCCAGCGGAGACGAGGUGGCCUUGCCCGUAACCGGUUCAUCCUGGCACCCUGACCCUGACGUGACUGACGACGUGACGCUCGCAUUUGAGUAGCGCUUGAGCAGACUCGAUUGCGAGUUUGCUUUCCUGAGCAUCUUCGAUGAACCAUAGGAGGGACCUCCACUGCUUUCCGACGCCAGCUCCUCUCCCCGCAUCGUGGACGACAGCGAAAAUUUGCUUGUGGACGCCAUGUGGAGCUUCUCAAAGCUGAGUUCACGCACAGUCCGCGACGGGCUCGACGGCACGUCAGGGUGCCCACGAUCCUUCUCCCUCCGCUUCGCUGCCUUGCCCUUGCGACUGUGCUUCAUGCUCUGACGCAUGAAUUGAUUGAUCAUGUCGCCGGAGUCAAAAUCGACGCUGGGUGCGAAGCUCAUGCUAGAUGAACUAGACGAUGGCACAUCCGGGAAUGCUGCGAGAUCCUCGAAGGAAUCUCCAAGGCCUGAUGGUACUGGAGAAGACGGAGGGGGCGGUAGAUCGGCGGAAGGUGGUAUGCUGCUCAGGGGAGGCAGCUGCACCCUGGAGGACGACGCCUUGCGCACCACGACCAAUGGGCGGGUCGAAUUGGGUGAUACUGGCGAGUCAGUGCUUGUCACAGUAGACGAGCGCGACCGGCUGAAAAUCACCGGAGAGGGGGACGGCGCGUUGGACGAAGGCGUAGUCGCAAUCGUCAUACCUCUGGCCCUUGCGGGCUGCCCACGAGAGCGAGGAAGGAAGAAAUGGCUAUUGCUGGGUGGUGGGUCACUCAGACGGUUCUGGGGGUCGCUGGUGACGGUCGAUGAAGAAGAAGAGUUCGAGCCAGGCGUCUGCCGGCGAGAAUGCUCAUGCUCGGGCACUAACAUCGGAACAUCUCUCCCACGCAGAGAGUUCUGCCGUAAUCGUUCUGAUCCGCUGCUGAAGAGGUACAAUGCUCGUGCUCACCUAAGAGACGGGCCUAGCCGCGGAGACGUCAGUCGUGAGGACUGGCCUUCUGAAGAGUGCCCAUGGGAGUUCGACGACGAAGACCCGUACGAUAUGCGGUUAUGGAACAUGGUGUCUCUGGUCUUGCAAUUAGGGUCGAGCAUGGAGGUGUCAGAAUAA
Molecule: messenger RNA, 1228 nt
Organism: Postia placenta MAD-698-R-SB12
Lineage: Eukaryota; Fungi; Basidiomycota; Agaricomycetes; Polyporales; Adustoporiaceae
Exons: 3
Coding region: 485-1228 (247 amino acids)
Source: RefSeq, a predicted model, not a curated record